Molecule: messenger RNA, 6027 nt
Organism: Symbiodinium sp. CCMP2592
Lineage: Eukaryota; Dinophyceae; Suessiales; Symbiodiniaceae
Source: the annotation of a GenBank genome assembly
AUGGUCACCAGCAAGGAUAACCAUCAGGCAUGCGAUGAACGCAACAAGGUCCUUUUCGACCAGCUUUGUAUAUCGCAUGGUGCCUACAGCGAGGUGCUGCAACAGCUUUCAGGAAGUCGUGAGGGUGCAGUGAUCAAGUCUCGACUGCUUAGCAAGGUCAGUGACACCACGGCGGCCCGCUAUCUUCGCUCAGUCCAGUUGUUCUUUUGCGCCUUUGAGGAGCUGGGCGGCAACAUGGAGUCCAUCGACCAAGGCCUCUCUCUUGAUGCUUUCUUCGCUUUGUCUCGAGGCUCCGAACCAGGCCCGCUUUCCAACAGCAUCAAUGUGCUCAAGGCGCUUCGGUGGUAUAAGAAGCUUCUCUCACUGUCUUGCCUCCCGGACCUGUGCGGCACCGCUUUCAGUCUCCUCUCCAACCCGUCUGGCCAGGAGAAACGGGAGAGCAUACCUCUGCCGCUGUCUUUUGUGGCUUUCCUUGAGCGUACUCUGCUUUCAGGUAAAGCCAGCUUGAUGGACAACGUCUGGGCGGGGUCAUUCUUGGUGGCAAUCGGCGCCAGCCUCCGCUUUGCGGAUGCCCAGCACGUCCGCUGGGGCUCACUUUGCGUGAGCAAUUUCACUUUACGGGGAAUAUGCUACAGCACCAAGACCACCAAAGGCGGAUGCCCCUUUGGUCUUCUCAGCUUCGGCCCCUUUUCGUCCGCUGAGGAGUGGGGGCUGACGUGGCUUCCCCGCUGGUUGGGAGCAUUGGACACGGUGUGGUCCGAGCUCCGCUCCCGCUUUGGUGCCCAGCCUGAGCCAGACUGCAUGUUUUUCCUCUUAAGUGAUGCAGGCUUUGCUCCUGCCACUUAUUCACAGGCCCUUCAGAAGUUGCGUCACUGGCUGACGCCUUCAGGGAUCGAACCGCAGCAAGCUGCUCAAUAUACGCUUCACAGCUUGAAGACGACCUUCCUUUCGUGGAUGGGCAUCAUAGAACUCCUGGCUCUGCCCGGCUCUGCCCAGCUUUAUUCGCGGGAUGACGUAUGGCCCGCUUUGAGGGCGCAGCUUCUUUUGUGGCGGUCGAUCCACGCCGGCUUCCGUCCUGCCAGGCCGCAACACCGAGGCGGACAAUCCCCGCUUGCCGAGGAGACGGCGGGGUUUCAAUGGGACGCAUUUCUCCCGGACCUUUCAUGCUUCUCGCUUGGUAGUGAUUUCCAGUCAUUCCUGGCCCUAGAGCAACAGGACGGCGACCUUCGCGAAGCCCGGGAGUCAUGCUCGACGAUUACACGUUCAGGUGCCAAGCUUCCCUCUUGUGUUCAUGCCCGGGCGCAGGUCGACCACUUCGAGGACACAGAUGCUGAGGAUCCAGGCCCGGCUCGCUCUUCAGCUAUGGUCGCUUCCACUUUGGAGGUCGAUCCCACACGGCAAGAUGAAACGCGCGAGGAACUUAGCGUGUCACAUGAGGAGCAGCCGCUUGAAGCCUCCUCUUUGCAAGCUUCCCGCCUCAACUGCAGAGAGGUGCGGUACCUGCUAGGAGCAUCCGGGGUGGCACACUCCAGCAUUUCCCACCCCGGCUCCCGCAUGACUUGCUUGGCUUGCAGGGAUGCCAACUGCAAGAUUCGAUGCCACCCCGCUUGUGGAUAUCAGCUUAUGAAACAUAAUCCCGCUUUACUUCCAGCGUGGGUCAUGGCCAAGUUGUCCCCCGAUUACGUGUUCAGCCUCCUGAAAAGCAUGAACGAAGAUGAGAAAGCCCACUUUUUGCGGCGAAUGGAAGGAGAUCCACUUCUUCCGUCCUCAACGACUACACCCGCCUCGGCAGCAGCACCUUCGGAGCAGCCUGCUUCGACUCCAGUGGACGACCCCAUAGGGGAUUUUAUCGCUGCCGAAGAUUACGGCCUGUCGCAGGGGACGCCAGCCGCUUCUACGCCUUCUCCAUCGACAGCUCAUCCCGCUUUGGAGGCACAGGCGCACCCAAAAGCAGCCACUGGUGGUGAGAGCGCUCCUACGGGACCCACUUUGGCUGCACAUGGGGAAGAGGUCAGCGCCGAUGCAACAGGUGAUGGGGUCACGAAUGCCAAAAGAUGGCAACGAGAACCCGAGGUCAAAGAGCCGCCGCCUCGACCUCCUUCAUCACCCGCUUUGGCGUCGACCACUCCGAAGGCCAACGUACCCCUGCUGAAGUCGAAGAGUAUGGCUACGCCCGCUCCACCCACUUCGGCGUCCACUACGCCUCCGCCGGCGAAGCCCAGUGCUCCUCCCGCUUCCAAGGCCCCACCACCGCCGCUUGUGGAGGAGGGCACCACCGGCGGAAGCUCGGGCAACACAGGGCCCGCUUCAACACAGCGAGAGAUAGAUCCACUUCUCGCUACGCCCCUGCUUCCCGCUUGGGUCACACUAUCUUUGAUAGUGAAGGACGGGGCACGCUUCAACUGGUUCAGCUGUGGGCCUGUCGCCGCCAGUGUUCCCAAUGCGCUCAGGGAGGCCACUUCACAGUGGAACCAUGGCCAAGACGAGUGGGGUCAGAGCCAGACCGCUUGGGAGGACUCACCCGCUUGGAGCUCCUGGAACUGGUCUGGUUUCUUCGCCAGGGCUGACUUCACGCAACUCGUGUCAGGCUGCAACGUGCCUCCUGCAGUAGCCUCUCUGCUCUCCGCGUUUGACACUGCUUUGUAUGCGCGGGCAUGCACCACUUCUGCAGAGUUGGAAGAAUUGGUCAACCACUUUAUGGCCGAAGCCUCAGUGACGGAAGCCGCGGAACGCUUCAUCACCAAAGCGUCUCUGCGCUUACUCUUUUUCAAGUGCCGACAGUCAGAGGGUAUGGCAUCCCUGGAAGCCGCGUCCAGCGCUGGUCUCCCGCUUGGAGAAGGGCCAUCAACUGCCACACCAACCGCCCCUGCCGCAGUCCCGCUUUCUAGCUCAUGGCAGGAGGCUUGGCCUGCAAAGCUCAGCGGCGAACGCACCGCAGCGCUUAGGAAAAGGUUCGAGGAGGAUUACCCCACUGAACUCCUCGAUGCCGAAAGCUUUCCGAGCGCCCGCUUGUUGGCCCUUACCAAUAAGAUGCUUUCAGAAAAGGAGGUUCGAUGGAUUCCCUGGAAGUACCGCUUAAGUGCCAGGGCGCAGGAAGACAGUCUGCUUAUCAGGCCCAAGAAACAGGCCCGCUUUGACCUCGCGGAGUUCUUCUUCGACGAGGCUCCGACCCGGGACAUACAUGAAGGCCCCGCUUCUUUCAGCUUCGUGACACAGCUUCUCUCACUUGCUGCGAACGCCAUCGCAUUAUGCCAGGGGGCGCACCUAGGCUCCCUGAAACUCUACAACAAAAAGUUCACCCGCAUUUGCUUCACCAAAUACGAGGCCUCCGCCAGCCUACGGGGCCCCACUACGAUGGAAGCCCAGGCAGCUGAUCGCCGCUGUUGGGAAAUCAUCGCCGACUUAGUCAAUGUGCAUCAUUGGAAGCUGGAUGAUGCACUUCACGAAGUAGCUGAGGUGCGUUCUGACUUGCACAGCUUACUCGCACCAAGGCCAUUCAUACCCAAGCCCAAGCACGACCCGGACAACAGCUGGAAAGCCCGCUUCACAGGAAACGGCCGUGGAGGCAAAGGCGGCGGCCGCGGAGGCAAAGGACGCGAUGGCAAAGGCGAGAAAGGCGAGCGCUUUGAGCGAGGCGGCAAAGGUGGCAAAGGCAAGGACAACAAGCAGGCACCGCCUCCCGGAAAAUGGCUUUCAACCAUCUUCAUGGAUGGCAAGCGUCAGACACUUUGUAUGCGUUACCAGAGCGGGCAAUGCAAGGAAACCCACUUCAGCGACCAGCGGGACAUCGCUGAGGAGGUCACGGCUGUCCCGCUUUCAGUGCCCGCUCAACCAUCAGGUUCAGCAGGGGCCACUUCGGCACUGCCCAAGGCUAGUGCCCCAGUAUCCAGUGCAUCUUUGGCACUCAGUGAAGGAUCCCUCGACUUCGCUACCUGCUUGGAGCUUUUAGCGCAGUACUUUUCCAUUCCCUUCAUUGAUGCCGCAGGCCCCGCCGACAAUGCCAUUGACGCUUCCGAGGCAUAUUUCAACCUUGGAGCUUUCGCCUUUGACAACGGCACUAGGUCGGGGAUAUUUCAGCGCACCGAACAAUUUUCCGAUGUACUUCGUUUCUUGAACGCUUUCAUGCAGCUUCAGUUCCCGAGUGAAGUCUGGCUCGGCCCAGCUUUGGAUCCUGCAGCGGCCAACGUCCCGGCACCCUUGGAAGCCUCAUCUGAGGACAACACGCACGUCGAGAUCUUCUUGGAUAUCUGCUGUGGGGAGCAGCUGGAUCUCUUGCACGACGACACGUACGACCACCUGCUUCGGUUAUGCUUCUCAGGCAUUGUACGCUUGGCUCAUGGCUCUCCACCAUGCAAAGAGUACUCCCGCUUGAAGCUACGCCCCGGGGGGCCUGCCGCUAUCCGAUCCCCGGAACAUCUAAACGGGUUACCGGGCAACACAGCCUCACAGCAGGACCGCGUGGUAAGCAGCCAGAAGCUUCUGUAUCGCUGUGUAUGCCUGCUUCGAGCCGCUUUCAACUCAGGUGCACACGUGUCUCUGGAACAGCCCACGAACGCGAUGUCCUGGCUUGAACCAUUCGUACAGGACAUGCUCGCAGAGAUACAAGCUUCACUGGUUAACAUCCCGGCAUGCUCAGUGGGGCAGAACGUAGCCAAAUCCUGGCUUUUCGCAUGCAGCUUUGAUGACAUGCGAGCCUUGGCAGGUACAUGCUCGCAUUCAGAGGGCCACCCUUCUGUGGCCGGUGUCAGGGACGAGCUUGGCAACUUUUUGUCACAACGUACCGCAGAGUACCCGGCCCAGUUAGCAAACCGCUUUGCACAGCAGGCAGUUCAACUUUUCUCGUCAAGCCGGCCCUCUUACAGUGUACCAAACUGCUCCUUGGCUUUCGCACUCUCGUCAAUCCCCAAGAAGCCCCGGGCAAUGCCACCUACAGCGUCACAGGAUGGAGGUGGCAUUUACUCCUUGCCGGACUGGUCUAUGGGCCCCAGAUACCAGUCUGACAGCUUACAUGAUUUGCGCAAAGAAUGGCAGUCCUGGCUUCUCUCGCACAGUAUACCACUUCGCCUUCAGCAACAUGUCGCGGCAGGCAGUAACAGCCCACUUUUCUCGGAGGAGGAGACAUCAUGGCUGCGUAUCCACACAUACUUGGACGACAAGCUCCGCUUCACUGGGACACCGCCGGGCACCAGCAUUUCUGAGGGGUCCACUUUGCUUUCAGCUCGGCACAAGACUCUACAUAGCAAGGCUGAUCUCGCUUUAGUCCCGGUAAGCACCAAACGCAUGUGGCUUCGUGUUACAGACCCCACUUCUUCGAAGCGACGCCUCUCGGAGGCCAGCAGAGAAACGCUCUCUUUCUUUGCCCACUUGAGCUCCAGGGAAUGGCGUCCACGACUGCUGCGACCACCACCUACUUGUUCCGUGGAGUCAGCAGCCGAUGCCUUCGGCAAGGGCAACGACUGUGGCGUGGGGGGAUGGCUCCUUCUCCCAUGCGGCCGACUGCUUUGGUUUGCUCAUCGCUAUACCGUGCAGGACUUUCUUGAACUCGGUCUGCCCAUGCAACCUGACGCCAACUUGGACAUCUCCAGCUACGAGACGCUAGCACAGUGCUAUGUUCUUCUCGCUUUCUGGAAGGCCCAUGGAUCUGGUCGCUUGGCUUUGACAUUACCAGCUUUGAGCCAUAAUAGUGGUGCUGAGUCGGUGUGUAACAAGCUUUACACCUCUAAAGUACCACUUAAUCUUUUUGUCCGCAAGCUCUCCAUGUGGAGCUCUAUUACCGGUGUCACUUUGGUCUGCAGCCACAUCGCUGGCGAAAAGAACGACGAUGCAGACCUGCUUUCGCGGUGGGACGGCUGCGCAGAACUUCCGGCCAAGUUCCUGCCAUCAAACCGCAUCGAGCUCUACCUUUCUGAAUUCUGGCAGAUCCGCUUUCAGGUGAAACUUUUUCCAGCUGACACAUUUUUGAAAUGGCAGCUUCCGUCAGCCACCAGAUUGGGCCCGACAAACCGAGGCUCCAACAAGCGCAAGUAG